Molecule: messenger RNA, 576 nt
Organism: Laccaria bicolor S238N-H82
Lineage: Eukaryota; Fungi; Basidiomycota; Agaricomycetes; Agaricales; Hydnangiaceae
Exons: 4
Coding region: 7-546 (179 amino acids)
Source: RefSeq, a predicted model, not a curated record
CAAACCAUGUCAAAGUACGCACCUCACCGUCGUUCCACAAACCAGCCAAGGGCAACGUCUUCCACCAUAUGCCAGAAGUGCCUCGGACGAGGUCAUUUCAUCUACGAAUGCAAGGAAUCUCGUCCUUAUGUCUCCCGACCUUCUCGCACACAACAACUCGAGAACCCACGUUUGCUUGCAAAACUAAAAGCUGAUGGAAAACCCUCUGUACAAGUUCCAGAAGAAUUCAAGAAAAAAACCGGUACUGCCAAUAUGAUCCUCGAGGCAAAAGAGAAGGAGCGAUCGAAAGAUGAGAAGGGGAAGGAGAAGGAGCGUCCACGAAAGAAGGCAAAGAGGUCGUCCUCAUCGUCGGGAUCCGACUCCGACUCUGACUCGGGCUCGUCGAAUUCUGAUUCAAGCUCAAGUCGUAGUUCUGGUUCGGACUCUGGCUCAUCUUCGGGUUCUUCGUCAGGGUCCUCGAGGUCAAGGAAACGAUCUCGAAAAAGACGCGUUGCGAGGAGGGGUCCAAGUCCCUCGAGUCGUGACGGCCAUUCAGACGACGAUUGAUAUUAUACACGGAUAUCCUGGGCCCAUUUG